CCACCCAACAGAUAGUAAAAGAUUUUUCAUUUUAUACCCUACCUUAUAGCAAGUUUGCAGCAGGAUAAUAAAGAUUUAUUUAUUUUUUUAGCAAAAAAUACACAACAGCCCGAAUGGACCCCCGGCUCAGCAGAAAAGACACCCCUGCGUCGAUUGUUUGGUUCAGUCCACGGCCUCGUACCCGGAAGUAGUAGUGGUUGUUUACAUGGUCAGCUGACAUACGUUCACCUGACAGUGAUUAGAAAAACCUAACACACUUCUUUAAUGUAUCCAGCUUUGACAGUCAUCGACUACUAAAGUUAUAAGCUGCGUUGAUGACUUGAUUUCUCUCUUGUUAAGUUAGCUGUCCCACAGCAGCUGCUGUUUCAACAGGAUUUAUAAAAAUGGACAAGAUUGCUCAAGGUAAGUCCUGCUUUUUCAGUGUCUCGGUGCUCUUAAUAUAUAUCUCAAUGAUUAAUGUAAAUUUAAAGAAACUGUUGUGUUGUGGAUCAAUGUAAACAGUAGCUGGCAUGACUUGUAGGUCAACUGGUGUUUACUAAUAAAGCAAAUUUAAGCAUGCAAGCUCAAUAUUACGUUUAAAAGUACGUACAAACUAUCAAACUAUUGUUAAGAAUCGGCCUCAACCCUAGAACACUAUCGCGUAAAUUAGUAAUAUAUCAAUAGGACAAUACAUGACAAAUUAAAGUAGUUUUCUUCCAUUUUCAACUGUGCAAUGUCUAAAGGUAGAGAAAAAACCUGCCAUUAGGGCACCAUAAAAAUGCAACAAAAUAACUGAAAUUAGGCAUUCAUGAACACAACAUUCCUAAUAUAUAUUUAUAUAUAGACCAUAAACCACCCAUUCCUGGGGUAUGUGAGUCUUUCCUGGUGAGGACUCAGGGUCCUUGGCACAAUAACAGCUGCAGGGGAGAAGAGAACCAAUAUAUGGUAUAUUCUGAGUGAGUAAAAAUGACCAGCCAACUUAAAAAAUUUCUUAUCACCAUAUGAAUUCCCUUGAAAAUCACUACUUUGUGAUACUUAUUCAUAACCACUGCGCUAAAUAAAGAUAGCAUGCAAAUUCCAGGACCACUGUUACUGACCUUAUCCCCUACAUGUAGCUUAGUUUAAUUCAUUUGCACAUGACAAAUAGAGAACAAUUUCAUGAUAGAUUUAAAACAGCAUUGUGCAGGGGAGGUUAGAAGCCAAAAACGCUUGUCAAAGUACCUCCCCCUGAUAUAGCUACAAUUAAUCUAGGCAGCAGUGCAAGUAUAUGUAAUAUGACAAUACAGUAAUAUGACGUACUAAGUUGUUGUUAUUGUGUUUGCCAUGCGUUUUUGCAGAUGUGGGGGAUAUCCAGUCCCGUUUGCUGGACCACAGACCAGUCAUCAAUGCUGAGAUCCGUUACUUUGUGAGGGAGUUUGAGGUACUACACAUGACACAUUGUUGUUUUUUAACCUUAACUAGAAGCUUGACAUACUUGUGCCUACAUGCAGCAACAUUAAAAGAAGAUAUGUUUAUCAUUUUGCAUUGACAGGACAUGUGAUGUAAAAGUCUGUGGAACAUUUUUUAACUCUGGACUUUUCUGUUGUUCAGGAUAAACGAGGACACAGGGAGAGUAGACUGUUAGAGAACCUCAAUAAGAUGGUGAUGGAAACAAAUGAGCAAACACAGCCUGCAAAUUUGGAGGCUAUCAACCAGCAGCUGUCUGAUGUCGCCAAGCGAUGUAAGUGAAAUUUUGCCUGUCUGGACUCAAACCUAAGACAUUAUUGUUAUUACUUCAGGAAUAUUGCAAUAUUUGUUUUGUAAUUUACAUUUUUUAAUGUACACCUUGUCCAAGCUAUGAUCAAAAGUAGGGGGUCAAUGUGUUGUAUGUCUAUACAAUCAUUUUACAAUCAUGCAUGUUUAAUCUUAAUGUGUUCCAGUUGACAAACAAAGAGCCACUUUAAAAAAUAAAACCUAAUCUAGUUUUUGCUUUUGUUUCAUGUGAUAAAUCUGACAAUGAUUAUUGUAAAUAUAUUCUCCCUUUCUCCUACAGUGGAGGCUGCCAAUCACAUGACAGAAAGAGUCCAGCAGAGGGAGCUAGAGGCACAGCAGGUAACAAAGAUUCCAUGCAAAGGGUCUGCAGUGCAGGUGGACUCAAAACCAUUACUUUCAAGAACCAGAUCCCUAUGCAGUGUAUAAUUAUCCUUAGAUAUACAAGUCUGAAUUUUUUGCUAUUUUAAAAAAUCUUUUUCCAUUUUUUUGUGCUCUCGUCUCCUUUUGUCCUCCCAGAGUACUCAGCUGCAGGUGAACAUGGAGCGUUUGAAAGAGGAGUGGGCAGACUUCUUGAAGGAGCAGCAGAGAUUAAAAGAGGAGGUGGAUGAGGAGCACGCCAAGGCUGUUGGUCAGCUUAGCACUCAGUACAAUGAAAUGAAGAAGGACUUAACCAAGAGUCCAUCAAUCUAAUCAGCUGAUUAUAAGGAUAUUGUUGAACAAAGACUCUCUUUCUUAAUAAUGUUAUUGUAUAUAUGGAUAUCUGUUCAGACAUAUUAAAAACAUACAGGCUUUGAUUGAUGUACUUGAUGGUUGACAUGAAGAGAUUUUGCUGCGGCACAAAACCCAACAUUUUCCAAAUCAUAAAUCUGUAAGAGGUAUUAACAUUGUGACAUUUCACAAGCCAUCAAACUCUUUCAUUUUCUUGAAAGCGUCUGGAAUGUGUCAUUUUUUUAAAACAAGCAAGCAUUUGAUUGUUCCAAGGCUGUGAAGUUUUCAACAUUUCAAGAUUUUUAAUGGAUGCCUGCCUGAAGGGUGCAGAUGAUGAAUUCACCGUGAGUUGAAAGGAACCUGGAUGAUUAAAUGUAAGAAAAGCCCCUCUAAGCAGGUGUGUUUAAAGCACAGGUCAAGUGUUGUAGAAACGAGCUGAAACAGAAGUGUUUCCAGAGCAAAUCAUCUCUCACCAGCUCACAUGUGUUUGGAACGUUUGACCUCCAACAAUAACUCGAGUAAACCAACUGUCUGAUGAGGUCACUUUUUUUUGCCGUCGCCAGCGUGGAUGAUAAGUAGCAGCUCUUUUUGGUUUCGCCACCUCAUGUCUAAAUUCAAGAAGUCAUGAAUCAGAGACACGGUUACAUACCUUUCUAAAUUUUCAUUGUUUAUCAUACUUAAAGUGCACAAACUGCUGCACAGUGCACACAUUUGCAGCUUCUCUCCACUGGUCUCUUUACCGGUGCAUGGGUCUGUGAGAGAGGGAGGGACCGAAGAGCCUGGGUGAGCACAGCAUGGUGGUUUGCAUGCCGUCAGAGGUCAAAAAGGGCGUGUACAUGCCAGCAGAUGUGUGUCUGCAUAUGUGCGUGUGUUGUGUGCAUGUCCUCCCUCUGCAGCUGUCCGACGGGGAGACAGCCCAUCAUCAGCUAACAAGGAGCGACAACAUGGAAACAUGGCCUGCCUCUGCCAGCAAGGUACCUUUGCAUCUGCUCUUGUUCAGUUGAAUGGAAAGAAAAGCUGUUAGAGGACACGAAGGUCAAUAUUAAAGUCAUAAAGAUGUGUGCCAUUCAUGAACAGAGAUUUUAAAGCUUUAAAUUAAUAGAUUGGGCUCUGGAGGCCUGAUUCGUACAGAUCUUUGGUUUGUUUUUGGAAGGUUUUUUUAGGUGCAAAUACACAACAUAUUUACUGGAGUUUUAUCACGAUGAGAUUGCUCAGAUAUUCCUGCUCCAGAAAAAAAAAGACCUGCAGGUCAAAGUAACCCUUUUCUAUCUACAACUGCACAACUGGAUUAUUGCUCUCAAUAAAAAAUAAUGUUCUUGGUCAGACCAAAUGGACAUAAAAAUAUCAGAGGGUUUACAACAAUAAGAGAAUUUGAUAUUCAUGGCACGUUGUUUUUAAGCUGAGUACAGGCUGAACAUUGAAAACGGUCAUAAAUUUCAGCAUCUGGUCAAGUAGUUAUUGACUCACCAGUGCGAUCAACAAUCUUGUCUUUGCCAUAAUUCAAUGGUGAUAACCAGAGAAGUCAAAGCAUAACAAUAAAGCUGAGGCUACGGUAUCGUGUAUUCAAGCAGAUAAUCUAGUUUAUUCAGACAGUUGUCUGUGUAAAUAUUCAGAGAAGCAGGUCAGGUAUCCCAAACUCAGCAGCUGGUAGAAACUUUCCCUCCAAGCAGACCAGGACAUACAGUCCAGUAAGGUGACUCUGUGUGCAAAUAUGGAGGGCAGCGUCUGAUAUUUCAUGUUAUCAUCCUUCUCAGCUCGCUGCUUCAUUCCUCCAGACCUAUGUUUUUUGUCUCUAGUGUAAAUAAGAAGGCAAUGUGUACUUCCUGUUUUUGAAGGAGCAGCUCUCUCAGGCCGUGGAGCUGCAAGUCCCGGUGCCAAUGUAAAUGGUGAAGGAAACAGCAGCACCCAGCUGGAGCCCGAUUUGGCAAGGAAGAGAGAUAAGGGUUUUCUUGGUUGAAGUAAUCUGAUGCUCAAUCUGUAAAAGAGCUCACUGGGAAAAAAAUGAAAUAUGAAAAGAUGAAAGGUGCAGAUGAAACUAAAGGAACAUUUCCCCAACAAACAAGGAUCUGAUUUUGGAAAAUCAGUCUGGUUUGAGUCUCUGCCAUCAGUGUUUGAAUGUGGUAUCAAUGAGUGAUUGUGACAUGCUACACUGUUAAAAGUAAUAAGUUGUUUAAACUUAAAAUAAAACGUGAACUUGC
Messenger RNA from Xyrichtys novacula (pearly razorfish), 4637 nucleotides. Lineage: Eukaryota; Metazoa; Chordata; Actinopteri; Labriformes; Labridae. The record is from the annotation of a GenBank genome assembly.